Messenger RNA from Saccharomycopsis crataegensis, 426 nucleotides. RefSeq names its product TRAPP subunit TRS20 (gene TRS20). The coding region runs from base 1 to 426 and encodes 141 amino acids. Gene Ontology annotation, cellular component: cytoplasm; TRAPP complex; nucleus. Gene Ontology annotation, biological process: endoplasmic reticulum to Golgi vesicle-mediated transport. The record is from RefSeq and is a predicted model, not a curated record. NCBI's taxonomy places the organism in Eukaryota, Fungi, Ascomycota, Saccharomycetes, Ascoideales, Saccharomycopsidaceae. The transcript has 2 exons.
AUGUCGUACUAUCUUGCCCUAAUAGGAACUCAAGACAAUCCCGUAUAUGAAGCUGAAUUCGGGACAUUCAAACAGGGUGGUGAUGGCAGUUCAAAAUUCUCGACGGAAAUGAGGGAACUUAACCCGUUCAUAAUACAUUCCUCGCUCGAUAUAGUAGAGGACCUUCAAUGGGUGAAGAAUUCUAUGUACUUGAAAGUCAUUGACAAUUUCUAUGGUUAUUACAUCAGUGCCUACGUCCUGCCUACCAACGUCAAGUUCUUAUUGUUACAUGAAGUCAAGAGCGAAGAAAGCAUCAAACAGUUUUUCUUCGAGUUGAAUGAUUUAUACGUGAAAACCUUGUUGAACCCUUUCUAUAACGUCAAUAAUGUCAUCAAGAGCACCAGUUUUGACUUGAAGGUGAAGGGAUUGGCCAAAAAGUAUCUUUGA